Otolemur garnettii (small-eared galago) is the source of this 2005-nucleotide messenger RNA. RefSeq names its product La ribonucleoprotein domain family member 7 (gene LARP7). Gene Ontology annotation, molecular function: mRNA binding. Lineage: Eukaryota; Metazoa; Chordata; Mammalia; Primates; Galagidae. Bases 116 to 1870 code for a protein of 584 amino acids. The transcript is spliced from 13 exons. Gene Ontology annotation, cellular component: nucleus. The record is from RefSeq and is a predicted model, not a curated record. Gene Ontology annotation, biological process: RNA processing.
GAGAGCUGUGUCGCUCGUCCUAUGACGCGAAAGGAACCACGACUAUAAGCAUCGGGAGACGGGCAGGGCUGCAGGACGCAGUAUUUGACCCCGUAUAUUGGGAAUUGGGCCGAGAAUGGAAACUGAAAGUGGAAACCAAGAAAAGGCAAUGGAAGAAGAAAGCACUGAAAAGAAAAAGGAAGUAGAAAAAAAGAAAAGAUCUCGAGUUAAACAGGUGCUUGCAGAUAUUGCAAAGCAAGUAGACUUCUGGUUUGGAGAUGCAAAUCUUCACAAGGACCGAUUUCUUCGUGAGCAGAUAGAAAAAUCUAGAGAUGGAUAUGUUGAUAUAUCACUUCUGGUGUCCUUCAACAAAAUGAAGAAAUUAACUACUGAUGGGAAGUUAAUAGCCAGAGCUUUGAAAAGUUCAGCUGUUGUAGAGCUGGAUUUAGAAGGCACCAGAAUCAGAAGGAAAAAGCCCCUGGGUGAAAGACCAAAGGAUGAGGAUGAGCGGACAGUGUAUGUGGAGUUACUUCCUAAAAAUGUUAAUCACAGCUGGAUUGAAAGAGUAUUUGGGAAAUGUGGCAAUGUUGUUUACAUAAGUAUACCACAUUACAAGUCUACUGGAGAUCCAAAGGGAUUUGCCUUUGUGGAAUUUGAAACAAAAGAACAAGCAGCAAAAGCUAUUGAGUUUCUUAACAACCCACCAGAAGAAGCCCCCAGGAAACCUGGCAUAUUUCCUAAGACAGUAAAAAAUAAACCCAUUCCUUCCUUAAGAACAGCUGAAGAAAAGAAAAAGAAAAAGAAGAAAAAAGGCCGAAUGAAGAAAGAAGACAAUGUCCAGAUGAAAGAGUUAAAUAUCGACUCAAGCGAUUUGAGUGUCUGUAAAAUAAAAAGAUCGAGAACCACAUCUGAGAGCUCUGAAGUAGAAACUCCUGAGCCCCAAAAGCAGCCCUCCAAGAAAAAGAAAAAAAGAGAUAAAGUUGAAGUAUCUAGCUUACCUGAAGUCAGAACAGGGAAGAGGAAGAGAAGCAGCUCUGAAGAAGCAGAAGCCCUAACUCCCAGAUCAAAAGUAAAGAAAAUGGCUCAGAAAGACACCCUUCAAAAAGAAGCUUCAAAAGUUUCUAAAGAAAACAGAGAUUUAGAAGUCUCUACUGAAGAGGAAAAGGAUACUGGAGACAUAAAAGAUAGCUCUCUCUUAAAAACAAAAAGGAAACAUAAGAAAAAACAUAAAGAGAGACAUAAAAUGGGAGAAGAGGUUAUACCAUUAAGAGUACUGUCAAAGAGUGAAUGGAUGGAUUUGAAAAAAGAAUAUUUAGCACUGCAAAAAGCUAGCAUGGCUUCUUUGAAAAAAACAAUAUCCCAAAUAAAAUCGGAGUCUGAAAUGGAAACAGACGGUGGGGUACCUCCUAAUUCUGGAACAAAAGAUGAAAAAACCAACAGUAAAGAGUGUCCCCCCCAGGAGAAAGUUAAUACAAAUACAAUGGGACCACAAUUUGUGAGUGGAGUGAUUGUGAAGAUUGUUAGCACUGAGCCUCUACCUGGCAGGAAACAAGUCCGGGAUACUUUGGCGGCCAUCUCAGAAGUUGUUUAUGUAGAUUUGCUAGAAGGAGAUACAGAAUGCCAUGCUAGAUUUAAAACUCCUGAGGAUGCUCAAGCAGUAAUAAGUGCACAUGCGGAAAUUAAAAGGAAACACUGCUGGAAAAUUGAGAUUCUUUCUGGUGAUCACGAACAAAGGUACUGGCAGAAGAUUUUGGUUGAUAGACAGGCCAAACUUAAUCAGCCUCGGGAAAAGAAAAGAGGCACUGAAAAGUUAAUCACCAAAGCAGAAAAGAUUCGACUGGCAAAGACUCAACAAGCAAGUAAACACAUAAGAUUUUCUGAAUAUGAUUAAAAAAAUUUCAGUUCACCUCUCAAUAUUUCACUGAAUACUUAAGCUGUUCUUAAGUUCAUUUGUAUUGUGAUAGUACUGCAUAAUGAAUGUUUUUUUAAAAACCUACAUAUAAUUAAAACAAAUACCUUUGUAACA